AUGGUAUUGCUUAGGCUCCUGGUGCUUCUUUUUGCUCUGAUUGUCUAUGAUCUGCACAGCUUGCCCUGGUUUGUAAAUGUCUCUGAGCGCCAGGGCCCUGGCACCAUCAUUCAGUUUUUCUCCUUCAACUGCACUUCCUAUGUUCCUACGCUGGAGUUGCUCAGUGUGCAGCCAAACACCACGUUCUUCAACAAACCCAGCCUGGCUGGUCAGCAGGGGAUCUAUGUGGGAAAGGUGACCUUAAGUAGUUCAGCUCGGCUGAAUGCCCUUGCAGUAAACCACUAUGAGCUGCAGCUGCAGUACACAUGUGGCAACUCUGUGAUGAAAGGACCACUCUUUGUGGAUGUACAGCGAGAUCCUGGUCACAUCCAGUGUGAGAGCCGAUUUGCUAGCGCAGCUGGGGAAUUCAUUUACGUCCUGGAGACAGUCACACCUGGGGCCCGGCUGUACACUCUGCUGUUGCCAGGCCUAGAAGUCCAGGGAGCCCAGAUGAACAUUACCAGUGCCCAGGAUCCUCCAUACUUUCCUGGACCUUUCUCCAUCAAUGAGCAGGGUUGGCUGCAGGCACCAUUACAGGGUCUCAAAGGCCAGGCUCAAAAGGUCUUCCAACUGCAGAUCUCAGUGUUCUUUGGACAAGGCCAAAGCUGCCAAGGGAUGCUGACGGUGAAGGUUUUGCCUGCUUCCUCCAGCCAGGUCUCCUUCCUGCAGAAAGCCCAGAGUAUCACAAUCUUGGAGGAUCUGGUUCCUGGGAGCGAGGUGGUUCAAGUCCAAGCUAGGGGCUUCAACUUGCGUUAUGAAAUCAUCUCCCCAGUGCCCAGCCAACUCUACUCCAUUGGACGCGAGGACGGGAUGGUCCGGACUACAGCGCCUCUGGACUUGGUUCAAAACCCAGGGGCAGCGGUGACAAGGCUGCAGGUGAAGGCCUUUGAACGGUUCCAGCCUUGGGCAAGUGCGGAGCUCCAUCUCACAGUGAACGUGAGAUCUGUCAACCAGUGGCCCCCAAGCUGCCUUCCGGCGCUCCUGGCGACUCAAAUUCCCGAGACUGCACAUGUGGGCACCGUGCUGAGCACCCUCACUUGCGUUGACCCAGACUCUGCUGUCGCUGCUCUGGACUACGAGCUGCAGUUCCAGAGCUCUCCCAACCCUGCCAGUCUCCGCCUUCGGGACAGAGUCCUUGAGGUGAACACCACAUUGGACUGUGAUACUCCUGAGACCUGCUUCCAGCAUGUAGCCUCUAUCCUGGUGAUUGAUGGUGGUCAGCCCCGGAUGACCACUGAGGUGCCAGUGCUGGUGAUGGUGACACCUGUCAAUGAGUUCUCCCCAGCUUGUACUGCACGCACGUUUCGGAUUCGGGAGGAUGCAGGGCCCCACACUCUGCUGGGUUCUGUGGUGGGCACAGAUAUGGAUUACCCACGCAACAACAUUGAGUACUACACUUCUGGCAGGCCCUCCACCUUUGCUGUGGACCGUCACAGUGGGGAGGUUUACCUACUGGGGCCUUUGGACUAUGAGCAGAAGAGGUUGUACAAAAUCACUGUUCUUCUUAUUGAUCAUGGCCAAGAUUGGAAUCCUAUCCACCACCACUCAGGUUCCUGUACCAUUACCAUUGAGGUUGAGGAUGUGAAUGACCAUGCCCCCGAAUGUGAGCCCCCAUUUCAGGAACUUACAAUCUAUACUCCCCUGGGCCAUAGCAUAGAAGUGGCCAGGGUGUCAUGCCAGAUCCCUCAGGAGCCACAGCGCCUGGCCUUCUCCUACAGCAUUGUCGGAGGGAAUACCCAGAGCCGAUUCAGACUGCAAGGGGACAUCCUGGUGCACAAUGAUACUCUGUUGGGACCACCUUGGCCAGAACAACCCUGUACCUAUCAGCUAUUGAUCCGUGUGGCCGAUGCAGGCCCUUCCAUUCCCCACCUCAGUGCCACAACCACCAUCAUUGUGCAUCUAGUUCCCUGGAGGACCAGCACAGUGGCCACCAGCACUCACAGAACCACAAUGUCUUCAAUGAUGUCACCCCUGCUUCUGACAGACACAGAGUCUUUCUGGCAGCCGGAGCCCUGGUUUGUGGUGGUGCUGACAAUGACUGGUGUCCUUGUCCUCUUGACUCUGGGCUGGCUCCUCGGCAGAUUCCUCCAGGGGUUGGCCCAGGUGCUGCAGGCACCAAGCAAACCAGCCCAGGCUUUGCUGCUAAAUAGUAUCCAAGGAAAUGAAGGAUCCAUUGAGGGAUUUAUGGAGGUACCAAGUGUGGAAAUGUCCCAGGCACCUAGCAGUGUCAUGAGCCUGCAUUUUGAUGGCAGAGCACAAGAUGCCCGUACUGGCAGAGAUUACUUGUUCAAUACAAGCACAGGAGCCCGGCGCUGGAUCUGA
This is a messenger RNA of Castor canadensis (American beaver), 2361 nucleotides long. The record is from RefSeq and is a predicted model, not a curated record. NCBI's taxonomy places the organism in Eukaryota, Metazoa, Chordata, Mammalia, Rodentia, Castoridae.